AAAGAAAGAAAGAAAACAGGGAGGGAUUAAAAAUGAAAAUUACGAAGUUUGAAAAUUGAAACUGUUUUAGGUUAAAGUAGUGAUUUUACGUAAAACAAUGAAAAUAAUUUGUACAGUGGAAGUGUCAGAUCGAAACCUACCCUCUUUGAAUUUGCCUAGUAAAAAGUCGGUGAGGAGUAGUUUAGCAAUAGGAAAAUCUGGGGAUAAAGAAUUAUAUAUUUUGCAUCAAACGAACCAGAAUGGGUCUGGUAAGAAGUACAAGGUAAAAAAUAACAUUGCCAACUUAUUUGUUAAGUUUAUCAAUGAAGGAAAGGCUACAAUACGUUUCAAGGAACCACAACACGAUCUUGCUAUAAAAUGUGAUUCUAUACAGCUAAAAGGAUUUUUAAGAACUCUAAAACUGGGUUUGGAUGGGAAUUACGUAAGUCAGUUAUCAACAAUUCCAAGUACCCAGUCUAUACAAAACAAAAGUUUGAAACCUAUUAAAACAAAACUUAAAAUAACAUCCAAAGAAGAGUAUCCAGUUUUGGAGGGGUUUCCUCGGACAUUAGAAUAUUUGCAAAUUAACAAUGCAAACGUGAGGACAUUGGAUAACCGAAUACUGAGACUUCGCAAUCUCUGUGUUUUAUACCUGGAGAACAAUGAAUUGACGACUUUGCCUGAACAAUUAGGUUCAUCUUUACCGAAAUUGACAGAAAUGCAUUUAAGAGAUAACAGUUUAGGACUUGGCGGAAACUGGAAAUGGAUUGUCAAUGGAAACUUACAGAAACAACUAAAGCUACUAGAUUUGCGAUCAAAUAAAAUAAGUGUUCUUCCUGAUAAGCUGGUAAAGCUUGCCAAUCUUGUAACUUUAAAUGUAGAUGACAACCGUUUGGAAAGUCUUCCCAAUGCAUUAGGGUACAUGAGGAGUUUAAGGUUUUUCACUGCAAGUAAAAAUCAGAUAAGUUAUCUGCCAGGAAGUAUAAAAUUGUUGAGACUAGAAUGCCUUGAUCUCAGCCAUUAUGUUUUUUGUGAAAAACUGAAUAAGAAGGUGACUGCCAAAGAUUUCCUAUUUGUACCUCCUUUAGUAGACAUUGCUGCUGCGUGUGUCAUAACUAAGAGACUUUACUUCAGUGAAGCGACGCUACCACAAACGUUAAUAGAUCACUUGGAAAGUGCUUCAUUUUGUGUUUGUGGCAAACCAUGUUUCUCCCAACAACCUGAGAGUUACAUUCCGUACCGUGGCCUAUGUGAUUGUAUCAUAACUACUGUUAAUCGUCGUGAUUUUAAAAUAUCAGUAAGAUACUGUAGUUUCCAGUGCUACUCAAAAGAAGAACGUUUAUUUUUUCCGCAGUACUAAUUUCAAGGAAAAGAUUUUAAUCACUCAAUGUGUAAAUAUACUCAUUUUAAUUAAA
Homalodisca vitripennis (glassy-winged sharpshooter) is the source of this 1394-nucleotide messenger RNA. RefSeq names its product leucine-rich repeat protein 1-like. NCBI's taxonomy places the organism in Eukaryota, Metazoa, Arthropoda, Insecta, Hemiptera, Cicadellidae. The record is from RefSeq and is a predicted model, not a curated record. The coding region runs from base 98 to 1339 and encodes 413 amino acids. The transcript is spliced from 6 exons. Gene Ontology annotation, molecular function: protein binding.